AUGCUAACAUAUAACGCCUACGUUUCGCUCGGAAGAAUCGAAGAACUCCUUCUUUUGGAAAAUCUGUUGGAUAUCAACUUCUUUGCACCUUCAAAGAGUUUAACAGUUGUCACUGGCCCGGUUGGAAGUGGAACGAUGAUAGAAAACAUUCUGUUUGGCCAUCUCUACGAGGAGUCCAAGUACGGAAGAAUAAUCGACGUCUGCGCUCUGAAAGAAGACUUUCAGCGGUUACCUGAUGGUGACCAAACAGUUGUUGGAGAACGCGGCGAGCAACAGCAUAUGGAAAAUGCUGAUGAAGUGAUUGUGUUGUGCAAAGGGCGUGUCCUCGACAAGGGAUGCUUUACUGAGCUGCCCGACAAAGGUGUAAUCAGUUCAAUUGUCGACCCGCUCCAUAAAGUAGCUCUGAAGGACAAAACGGCCAUCAUAGUCGCUCCAAACUUGUGGCACUCGUUUCUUGCAAGGCUAAACCCAGAGGAUCAGAAGAAGAAGACUUAUCUAUCUGUCUUCGCCUGUCUGGUUGGCGCGUGUUUAAUAUUUACCAUCGUUCGGGCCUAUGGAUUCUUGAAAAUUUGUCUAAAGUGCGCCGAGCGUCUUCACGAUAAAAUGGUUGUGGCCAUUUUACAAGCACCUGUCCUGUUCUUUGAUUCAAAUCCAGUGGGAAGAAUCCUAAAUCGCUUCUCCAAUGAUAUUGGCUGCGUUGAUGAGAUGUUACCCAAAACAUUCUUGGCGGCAGUGCAGAUGCUCUUGAUGAUAUUUUUCCAAAUUCUGGUAACAGUCGCCACAAAUGUUUGGCUCAUGUUUCUUAUUGUUCCAAUUUCCGUGCUGGUUGUUUUUCUAUUCAAUUAUUACCUGAAGACUGCCAGAGAGCUAAAGAGAUUAGAGUCGAUAUCCCGAAGCCCAGUAUUGGCUCAUUUUUCAAAGAGCCUGAGAGGACUGGAUACAAUUGGUACGAGAGGAGGACAGACAGAUUUUGUGGAUGCACUUUACAGAUAUCAAGAUGUUCAUAAUCAGGCGUACAUUAUGGUGAUGGCCAGCGGUAGGUGGCUCGGUGCACGUUUGGAUUGUCUCGCUUCCUUUUUAGUCGGUGCAGUUGCUCUGGCUGCAAUCUUGGUAUCUCAAGAUGCCGCUUACGCUGGUCUCGCUCUUGUUUACGUCAUCCAAACUCUGACCAUACGCUGUUAG
Molecule: messenger RNA, 1182 nt
Organism: Pocillopora verrucosa
Lineage: Eukaryota; Metazoa; Cnidaria; Anthozoa; Scleractinia; Pocilloporidae
Source: RefSeq, a predicted model, not a curated record